AGUUGGCAGGAAGAGCUCGAGAGACGAGGUACACGAUGGCUAUAUGACCAUCUCGAAGCCUUAUUAACCCAUCGACUCCCUGAUAUUCGUAGUAAUGGUCCGGUGGGAUAAUAUCAUUAAUGAUCUGCUCGAUCUCAGAGGUGGUCGUUGAUUGGACUUGCGCAUUGCAGCUUUACGCAAGGACUCCAGUGUUCCUCUGCAGCAUCCGGAGGAGUCCAGAUCCUGUUGGUGAAUGAGCUUCAGGACUUGAGUGGGAUGCGUGUCGUCUUUUUAUCUGCAGGCUGUUUGACCGGUGCUCGACACAUGGAGAAUCUGAGCGGGAUAUCUCCCUCUCUACUCUGCUGAGCUGGGUCUGAGUAAGAUUUUUCUUUCAAUCUGUGUCUCUCAGGAGGACCAUGCUCUGCUCAGAGCAUGUGGUGGUGGAGGAAUGGCUUUCAGAGUUCAAGACAUUACCUGAUGAGCAAAUCCAAAGCUAUGCUGCCAGUCUGCAUCUUAAGAAAGCUCUGGUUCCUGCGCUGUAUGCUGUUAUACGGGAGCAGCCCAGCAGUGAUCUACUAGCUCCAGUGUGUCACCAGUUGUUUGAGCUGUACCGGAGAUCAGAGGAGGGAUUACGUCGGUUUACCCUGCAGUUCCUGCCUGAACUCAUUGGGGUGUAUUUGCAUCAUUCAGCCUGUAGAGAGCGCCAUCGCAAUGGCUGCGUGGAAGCACUGCUGUUGGGCAUCUAUAACCUGGAAAUUGUGGAUGGCAAAGGAAAUGGCAAGCUAAUGUCAUUCACUAUACCGACACUCUCCAAGCCUUCAAUAUACCACGAGCCAUCCAGUCUGGGUACCAUGGCGUUAACCGAGGGAGCCCUGUACCAGCAUGACCUCAUCGGGGUGGUCUACAGCGGCCUGCUGUCCCAGAGAGAGAUGUUCACCUCACAGAAUAGAUUUCAGGUGCUAUCUUUUCUAUUGCUCUGCUACAACUCAGCCGUGGUCUACAUGCCUGCGUCCUCCCACCAGUCCACUUGCAGAAUGAGCAUACGGCUAUGUGUGAGCGGUUACCCACGGCAGCUGCAGAAGUCGUGGAAGGAGCCGCGUAACCGCGUGCGUCUGGAGCCGGAGUUCAUGGUGCAGAUGCUGACUGCUGUUUAUCAUGCCAUUUAUAAUGGGCAGUGGGAUCUGGGGAGGGAAGCGUUGGACGAUAUCCUCUACCGAGCACAGCUAGACCUGCAUGCCCAGCCAUUACUGGUGGCAAAUGCAAUUAGUCGUUCACUUCCGUCCCGGCCUCCGGAGGGCUCGAGGAACCUUCUUGAAGUUGAAGUAACACCUGCUGGUAGAUGUAUUUCACAGGCAGCUGUCACUGCCGCCUCCAUUCGCCGCCUUCGCUGGAAACGAGAGGAUUGUUUUGAUUUCACAUCCACGGCCGAAUUCUACUCCUCCAUCCCCAGCCAAUACACUCCCCCGGAGAAACCAGCCAGUCCUUUGCCAUGUGGGCGGAUCAAGUGCUCCAUUCACCUAACUUCGCAAGGGGAUGCAGAUGGCGUGAGCUGUGGAGAGGACUCUUUUGACCCAGAUGAAGGCUUCUCCUCUGAGGCUUCCAGCAGCAGUCAGCCCAGCAGUGUGAAACGUGACUGGAUCGCAACAGGAGUUCGACCUUCCCGGGAUCCAGGAGCCAGGCAGAGCAAGAGCACGCCGGACGAAACUAGAGCCGCCCUCCGAAGCCUCCACCAACGCCACCAAUCCCCUCGCCCUGCCGUCAGCCUCCGCACUGCAGAGAGCAGUCGUAGCCCGAGUCCCAGUGCCCCGAGGCGCUUUCUGGACCCCCAUUACAUCCCUCCUUUCGCUUGUCCACCACCCAAAACUGGCAGCACGUCUUCUACCAAGUCCUUGGACUGUACAGGCCUGAGCGGCUCAUUGGGGCCCACAGAUGGCCUGUCGCUGGGUAGUCUCAGUGCAGAUAGAGCGCACUAUCUGUCAGCAGUCAGCUUGCAAGGAGAGUGUCUUGGGGGUGCCGCAAGGAGCCAGGGUCUCCUCUCCCCUGGACGUCCAUUCUCCUCUGGAAGCCCUUUGUCUAAACAGUCUCGAUCAUCCAGUUUUAAUAUGCAGAUUAUAUCACAGGUGUAGGAUGAUGUUGCAAGGCUUGUCUGUGUGUGCGCAUGAGUGUGGGAGAGAGAGAAGCUGCAGAAAUGUUUAACAUGCACACGUAAUGCAUAUAAGCAUGUUGUCUGUGUGAAUGAGAGGUUGCAGACAUGCGUGUACUUUGCUCGUGUGAAUCUGGGUGCACACAUGUGCUCACACUUUUACCUCUGCAAUAGGCACUUGGUUGUGUGGCGAGGAGGAAAUGGGUGUUUUGCACAAUGCUUCCCCUAGUGGACAUGCUCAGAAGUGCACAUAAACAGAGACUGUUUGAAAUGUGCCAAACAAACAUACAAUAACAACAUGGUGUUAUUUUAAGAAGAACAAUAAACGUGUUACUGUAUCACAGCAAUGAACUUCAGAACCGAUGCAUGAUCCAAAGAGCCCAGCUGCAGGACGUCCUGAAGAAAUCUUCCAUUUCACUGCUCUCCACCCCACCAUAACUUGUGUGGACCGCCUCAAUGUGAAAUAAAAACAUGGUAUAUGUUGUAUUUUGGAACAAGUUUAUAUUUUAAAUUGUGUAUAUGAUUAUUGUAUAAUAGAAGGAGUGUAUGCUAACAGAAUAUUGUAUAUUGCUUGUACAGAAAUGGGAAUCUAUCCGCUGAAUGGUGAAUAAAUGUGCUGUUCAUGCAAAUGCAUUUGACAUGGCCUUGAUAUAUUGGCAAUAAAU
Xyrauchen texanus (razorback sucker) is the source of this 2787-nucleotide messenger RNA. Its product is annotated as protein FAM126B-like. Gene Ontology annotation, biological process: protein localization to plasma membrane; phosphatidylinositol phosphate biosynthetic process. Gene Ontology annotation, cellular component: plasma membrane. Lineage: Eukaryota; Metazoa; Chordata; Actinopteri; Cypriniformes; Catostomidae. Bases 396 to 2105 code for a protein of 569 amino acids. The record is from RefSeq and is a predicted model, not a curated record. The transcript is spliced from 13 exons.